Molecule: messenger RNA, 1902 nt
Organism: Ostrinia nubilalis (European corn borer)
Lineage: Eukaryota; Metazoa; Arthropoda; Insecta; Lepidoptera; Crambidae
Gene: Mps1
Product: dual specificity protein kinase TTK
Exons: 6
Coding region: 90-1871 (593 amino acids)
Biological process (GO): meiotic spindle assembly checkpoint signaling; protein localization to kinetochore; peptidyl-serine phosphorylation
Cellular component (GO): nucleus; kinetochore
Molecular function (GO): protein serine/threonine kinase activity; ATP binding; protein serine/threonine/tyrosine kinase activity
Source: RefSeq, a predicted model, not a curated record
UAACGGAUCACAAACGGAUUUGCAAAGUGAAUAUUGUUUUAGUGUUAAAAAGUGUCUUAUGAGGUGUAAAUGUGAUUAAUUAAUUUUAUAUGGAAAUCCGAUUUGAAGCACAAAUUGUAAUCAUGAGUGGAAAUACAGAAUCAACCUCUAACAGUAUCAAAUUCACUCCAAUGCCGAUGUCGGCAUUACUCGCUAAUUUAUUGCCUCUACAAAAGCAAUCAGACAGUCCAGACACGAGUUUUAUGUCCGAUGAUGAAAGCGAUAAUUCCAUAGGUGAGACGGUUUCCAAGAAGCCUUCUCCAUUGAAAGUAAACAACGACUUGCGCACGCCCAACGCUCGAGCUGUUCAGCACAAAGAAAUCAUCAAAGGUUAUACUUCCGAAAGGAAAGUCACUCACAGAGAACACGACAAAGAGAACAUUAACGAUGAUAACCGAACGUACCCCAACAAUAAAAACAAUAACAUCUUUCACAGCACACACAAAAGUAUUCCUUCAAUGCAACCACCUUCAGAGCAGAGAAGUCGCACUGCUUCAGUGCAACACUAUAACAAUAAGGUCCUUCAAAAUCAAAUAAAUUCUGUCCAUAAAAAGACACCUGAAAUAUCUCGCAUCCCUAGCAGUAGUCAAAAAGUUAAAAGUGCAACACCUAAAAUUAAAUCGGGAAUCAGAAGAUUCACGCCAGGCUCCAAGCAAAGUAAUAAGAAGACUCCCCAGAAGGCUGUGAUACAAAAUAGGGACAAAGUCAGAUGUGAGUUAUUUACUCAAAACCCGAGUAAAGAUGAGUGUCCACCGCCGCGGCCGGAGCCCGCUCCAGCUCCUGUCCCAGAGACUCCCCUCAAUAAGAAAGUUGUGCCCGCAGCAUACGCUGCCACUCCUUCGUACCCACAGGGGCCCGGGGGCAACAACCCCAAAAUUCUAUUCAAGACCACUAGCAUCAAAGAUAAAAAGUACAUGUUUAUCAAGAAACUGGGCACUGGAGGCUCUAGUGAAGUUUAUAAGAUGUUAGAAGUGGGCACGUCCUGUGAGUACGCGGUGAAGUGUGUGAACCUGGCCACGGACCAGGAGCUGGCGCAGGGCUACAUCAACGAGGUGCGGCUGCUGCGAGAACUGCAAAACUCGGACCGAGUUAUCAGGCUUUAUGAUUACGAAUACGACCGCACCAACCAGCUGCUGCGUAUGGUGUUAGAGGUGGGCGAGACGGACCUGUCUUCGUUCCUGCGCGCGCGCGGCGCCGGCCUGCCGCCCGCGCUCGUGCUGCACUACUGGGAGGAGAUGCUGCACGCCGUGCACUACAUCCACGAGCACGGCGUGAUCCACGCAGACCUGAAGCCAGCGAACUUCCUGCUAGUAUGCGGGCGGCUGAAGCUGAUCGACUUCGGCAUCGCGUCGGCGAUCAGCAGCGACGCCACGAGCGUGGUGCGCGCGCAGGCCACGGGCACGUAUUCCUACAUCAGUCCCGAGGCGCUCAUGGGCGGCGCGGGCGGCUACGGCGUGGGGCCCGCUGACGGCAGCGCGCCUAUCAAGAUCUCGUUCCGCUCGGACGUGUGGUCGCUGGGCUGCAUCCUGUACAGCAUGGCGUACGGGCGCACGCCCUUCGGACACAUCCCCAACCUCGCCAAGCUGGCCGCCAUCCUCGACCCCAACCACCGGAUCGACUACCCGCCUGUGGAGCACCUCCCUCCAUCACUAAUCGCGGCGCUGAAGUGGUGCCUGACGUACAACGCGCGCGCGCGGCCCUCGGUGCGCGAACUACUCGCCGUGCCGUAUAUGCAGCCUGCGCGCGCGCCGCUACCUGCCGCGCUACUUGAUAAACUGAGACCUAUGUUAGAGCCGCAAGAGUUCAGAUUGCUGCAGCGAGCGAGGGUUUAGCAGUAAUCAACAGCGGCGAUAAACUCAUUCG